CUCUUCUAAACAUUGUUUAAGCACUGAGUAGCACACGAAAAAAACUCCAGGUGGACAUUUCCCAUGCUAAACUUCACACACUCCUGGAUUUAGCCAUCUUAUACAUGUUAGAACACUGUUGUGUUUCACCUCUGAAACAUUACUUUGGUAUUACUACAAUGAAAUUAAGCUGGUGUUACCUCUUGGCUGCAUGCUUUGUCAGUUUGUCGUUUGCAAUGUACUUCGAUUUGGUGGACCAGAGGGAAAAGUGUAUCAUUGAGGAGAUUCCAGAGGAUGUUCUUGUCACAGGUUAUUUCUUUGUAGAGCACUGGGACGAAAAAAAGCAAGACAAUUCUCCACACCUUGGUGUAACUGUCACUGUCAGAGACCCUAACAAUGAGGUAUUGCUGAUGAAACGCUUUGGCCGAUAUGGGAAAUUCACCUUCACGUCUCAUGCUUCUGGUCAACAUUUCCUGUGUGUGAAAUCAAACUCCACCAGAUUCUCUGCGUUCGCAGGUGAACGACUGAAAGUGCAUCUAGACGUCCAGAUGGGAGAGCAUACCAUUGAUCCCAGCGCUGAGAAGGCAAAAGAAACAUUUAAAACCAUGGAGUACAGAAUGCAACACCUCAUCGACCAGAUGCAGUACAUCAGCAAGCAGCAAGACUUCCAACGAGAACGUGAGGAACUGUUUCGUGAGAUGAGUGAAACCACAAAUGGAAGUGUUCUGUGGUGGGCACUUAUCCAGACUUCAAUACUGCUCACCGUUGGAUUCUGGCAAAUGAGAAACUUAAAAAACUUUCUGAUUGAAAAGAAGUUGGUUUAACUGCUGAACUCAAUUAAGCUAACCAUCCUGUUAACAUCCAUGACUUAAGCCUGCCUGGUGUUAAUGCUGUUAGCGCGAUUGGUUACAUUCAUUACUAUUGUGUUCAAAUGUGCAUUGACUUAACUGAUUAAUAAAGUCGUGUUACUACA
Molecule: messenger RNA, 952 nt
Organism: Astyanax mexicanus (Mexican tetra)
Lineage: Eukaryota; Metazoa; Chordata; Actinopteri; Characiformes; Acestrorhamphidae
Product: transmembrane emp24 domain-containing protein 11
Exons: 5
Coding region: 105-803 (232 amino acids)
Biological process (GO): Golgi organization; endoplasmic reticulum to Golgi vesicle-mediated transport; intracellular protein transport
Cellular component (GO): Golgi apparatus; COPII-coated ER to Golgi transport vesicle; endoplasmic reticulum-Golgi intermediate compartment
Source: RefSeq, a predicted model, not a curated record